Loxodonta africana (African savanna elephant) is the source of this 195-nucleotide messenger RNA. RefSeq names its product sarcolipin (gene SLN). The transcript has a single exon. The record is from RefSeq and is a predicted model, not a curated record. The coding region runs from base 1 to 96 and encodes 31 amino acids. Gene Ontology annotation, cellular component: membrane. Gene Ontology annotation, molecular function: enzyme regulator activity. Lineage: Eukaryota; Metazoa; Chordata; Mammalia; Proboscidea; Elephantidae.
AUGGAGCGAUCCACACGGGAGCUGUGUCUCAACUUCACUGUUGUCCUAAUUACAGUUAUCCUUAUAUGGCUCCUGGUGAGAUCCUAUCAAUACUGAGAAGCCAUGCCAUGCUCCUGGGAUUGACUGUGAGGCUCCAAAGCUACCUGCUGGAUGCCCUGAGACCCCCUUGCUGUCCUGGGAUGCCUUUCUCUGUAC